AUGGGUAUUCACUUCAGUGCUUUCAUUUGCAGUAGUCCAUCUCAUAGUGCCGGUGCCAGGAAAGUAAUUCUAUGGGAUGGUUCGGUCCGGGAGUUCAGCUCGCCGUUGACGGCGGCGGAGCUGACUCUGGAGAAUCCGCAACAGGUGGUGGCGGAGUUUCACGCGGCGGUUAACGGCAAGAGGCCGGUUCCAUUGCCGGCUGACCAGAAACUGGACGUCAAAAAGGUUUACGUAAUGCUGCCGUUGAAUCGAGGGAAACCGGCCACGUUGUCUUCGGACGAUGCUCGUCGCGUGCUACUGAGUGCUGACUCGAAGCGGCUUUUAUCGUCAUCCAGGCUUUUUCCUUUUCUUGCCAGGAUUUGCCCCGCAAAUCAUAUGUGA
This is a messenger RNA of Hibiscus syriacus, 381 nucleotides long. RefSeq lists its product as uncharacterized. The record is from RefSeq and is a predicted model, not a curated record. NCBI's taxonomy places the organism in Eukaryota, Viridiplantae, Streptophyta, Magnoliopsida, Malvales, Malvaceae. The transcript has a single exon. Bases 1 to 381 code for a protein of 126 amino acids.